Molecule: messenger RNA, 5510 nt
Organism: Micropterus salmoides (largemouth bass)
Lineage: Eukaryota; Metazoa; Chordata; Actinopteri; Centrarchiformes; Centrarchidae
Gene: xpot
Product: exportin, tRNA (nuclear export receptor for tRNAs)
Exons: 26
Coding region: 224-3199 (991 amino acids)
Biological process (GO): tRNA re-export from nucleus
Cellular component (GO): cytoplasm; nuclear matrix; nuclear pore
Molecular function (GO): small GTPase binding; tRNA binding
Source: RefSeq, a predicted model, not a curated record
GUGACCCGGAUGCUAACCGAGCGGACACGCCGCUUCUUGUCGUGUGUGAAUCUGAACCGACGUGCAACUGAUUUCUGGAGGCUUCGCAGCGGCUCCGCGAUGAGUUGACGGGACAGGAGGAGGAAACGAAUGAUGAAUUAAGUUUUCAUUAAGAUGAGAGAAAUCUGCCUGACAGCAGCAGAGAGGAGUGAACCUGCCUGGAAGGAGGAAAGCUAACCCACGGAUGGCCUGCCAGUCUGUCGCUGCAGUCAUGGACGAGCAGGCCCUGCUGGGGCUCAACCCGAACGCCGAUGCCCGCUACAGGCAGAGGGCCAUGGUAUACUUUGAGCAGCUGAAGGAGUCUCAGGAUGCCUGGGAGGUUUGUGCAGAGGCCCUCGCUAAAGGAAUUUACAAUGACGACCAUGUGAAGUUCUUCUGCUUCCAAGUUCUGGAACAUCAGAUUAAGUUCAGACACGCUGGUCUGAGUGCAGCUCAGCAGCAGCUCAUCAGAGAGACUCUGAUGAAGUGGCUCCAGUGUCAGCUGAUGAAUGCCCACCCUGAGAAGCCAUUCAUCAGGAACAAGGCGGCUCAGGUGUUCGCCCUCACCUUCGUCAUGGAGUAUCUGACUCUGUGGCCCAAGUUCUUCUUCGACAUCCUGUCGCUAGUGGGUUUGAACCCUCACGGCGUUGACAUAUACCUGAGGACGCUCAUGGCCAUCGACGCUGAGGUGGUGGACCGAGACAUCCUCCACUCCCCUGAGGUAAGACUAUGGGAGACCCGUAGAAACACCUUAAUCAAAGACGGCAUGCGGGAGCAGUGCAUCCCCCACCUGGUGGAGUCCUGGUUCCAGAUCCUGCAGACGUACCAGCACUCCCACCCGGAGCUCACCUGUCAGUGUCUGGAGGUGGUGGGAGCCUUCGUGUCCUGGAUCGACCUCAACCUCAUCGCCAACGACCGCUUUGUGAACCUGCUGCUGAGCCAGAUGUCGGUGGAGGAGCUCAGAGAGGAGGCCUGUGACUGCCUGUUUGAAAUCGUCAACAAAGGAAUGGACCCCGUGGAUAAAACCAAGCUGGUGGAGUCGCUGUGCCAAGUUCUGCAGUCUGCUGGGUUCUUCAACGUGGAACAGGAGGAGGACGUGGACUUCCUGGCCAAGUUCUCGCGGCUGGUGAACGGGAUGGGUCAGAGUCUGGUGCUGAGCUGGACCAAACUGGCCAAGACCGGCAAUGUGAAGGACACGGCCGAGGCGCUGCAGGCCGUGGAGUCCAAGGUGCCGCUGCUGCUGCAGCUUCUGGUGCACGAGGACGACGACAUCUCGGCCAACGUCGUCGGCUUCUGCUACGAAUACCUGCACGUGCUCAAACAGGGUCCGUUGAGUAGCUGUUCUGGAGACACACAGCCUUCCUCAGCAGAUCUUCCCCAACUGACAGACCAGCAGAAGACGAACAUAGAGGCCAUCAUGCUCGCUGUCAUGAAGAAGCUGACGUACGACGACGAGUACAACUUUGAAAACGAGGGCGAGGACGAGGCCAUGUUUGUGGAGUACAGGAAGCAGCUGAAGAUGCUGCUGGAUCGUCUGGCGCAGGUGUCUCCUGAGCUGCUGCUGGAGGCCGUGCGACGGGUCUUCACCAACACCAUGCAGAGCUGGCAGACGGCGCCGUUCAUGGAGGUGGAGGUGGCCAUCAGGCUGCUGUACAUGAUGGGCGAGGCCCUGCCAGCAUCUCACGGCGCUCAUUUCACCGGAGACACGGCGAAGACGAGCGCCCUGCAGGACAUGAUGAGGACGCUGGUGUCCUGCGGCGUCAGCAGCUACCAGCACAGCUCCGUGUCUCUGGAGUUCUUCGAGACGGUCGUUCGAUACGAUAAAUUCUUCAUCGUGGAGCCUCAGCACAUCCCAAACGUUCUGAUGGCGUUUCUGGACCAGAGAGGACUGAGACACAACAGCCCAAAGGUCCGCAGCAGGGUGGCCUACCUCUUCUCCAGAUUCGUCAAAACAUUACAUAAACACAUGAAUGCCUUUGUGGAGGACAUCCUGACCCGGAUCCAGGACCUGCUUGAACUGGCUCCUCCUGAGAACGGCUUCCCGGCGCUGCUGACCAGCGACGACCAGCUGUUCAUGUUCGAGACGGCGGGCAUUCUGAUCGUGAACGGAGACAGCCCCGUAGAGAGGAAGCAGGCGCUGAUGAGGAGCCUGCUGCUGCCGCUGCUGGACGCCUUCCGCCUGCUGCUCGCCAAACUGCCGCAGGAGACGGAGGAGGAGCGGAAGGCCGUCCUCGCAGACUGCCUGAGCCACGCUGUCGGGUUCGCCAGUCGGACCAGCAAGGCGUUCAGCAACAAGCAGACGGUGAAGCAGUGCGGCUGUACGGAGGUCUACCGAGACUGCCUGCAGACCUUCCUGCCUGCGCUGAGCUGCCCUGUCCAGCGGGGGGUGCUGCGCAGCUCGGUCCGCUCCUUCCUGCACCGAAUGAUCAUCUGCUUGGAGGAGGAGGUGCUGCCCUUCAUCCCCGCCGCCUCUGAACACAUGCUGAAGGACUGCGAGGCCAAAGAUCUGCAGGAGUUCAUCCCGCUCAUCAGCCAGAUCACCGCCAAGUUCAAGCGGCAGGUGUCUCCCUUCCUGCAGCAGGUCUUCAUGCCGCUGGUGCUCGCCAUCUUCGAGGUGCUGGCCAGGCCGGCGGAGGAGAACGACCAGGCGGCCGCUCUGGAGAAACAGAUGCUGAGGAGGAGCUACUUCACCUUCAUCCAGACCAUCACAGGCAGCGGGAUGAACGAGGUCAUGGCCAACCAGGGAGCGGAGAACAUCGAGCGAGUUGUGUUCACCAUCAUCCAGGGAGCCGUGGACUUCCCCGACCCCGUCGCUCAGAAAACCUGCUUCAUCAUCCUCUCCAAGCUGGUGGAGCUGUGGGGAGGGAAAGACGGCAUGGUGGGUUUCCCCGACUUCAUCUACAAACACAUCGUUCCUGCGUGUUUCCUGGCUCCUCUCAAACCGACCUUUGACCUCUCGGACGCUCAGACGGUCCUGACGCUGUCAGAGUGCGCCGUCACGCUGAAAAUGAUUCAUCUCAAAAGGGGGCCGGAGUUUAUCCAGUUCUUGCAGCAGGAGUAUUUGCCCUCACUUCAGGUGUCACCGGAAAUCUCACAGGAGCUUUGCCAAGUGGUUCAGCAGCCAGACGUCAAAGUCCUGAAAAACUACAUUAAGGCGUUCUUUCAGCGAGCCAAGCUGUAGGAAAUGAAAACUGGAAGUUCACGGGGACUGAAAGGACACUUCACAGGAAGUGGUCGUGCACGCCACUUCACAACAAAACAAAUGGAACUUAGCAUAGGAGCUGCUUUUUGCACUUAAAAAGUGAAUGCGUUACAAAGCCCAGUCUCUCCAAGUCGGGACAGAAGGUCGGUGGACGGACACAACAGCCGCCGCCGAGACGAGCUGUCCACGAGGACUCGACGUGGGACGUAAAGGAGCUCGACUGAUGAUCAGAAAUGGAGUUAAGUGAAGAACUUUUGUGGAAAGUCGUGUGAUGGGAAAUGGCUUUUUGAAGUAAACACAGAUCUGUGGGAGAGGACACGACCUGCCUGAGGAAACAUUUGGUAAUUAUCCCUUAAACGAUCUGAACAUGUCUGUUAGGAUUUGUGAAACGAUAGCUUUAUUCUAGUCAAACCUUCACAUUAGAAACCACAUUUCAAAACAAGCUAGAUUUGAGUUUGUUUGUUUUUUUUGGGGGGGGGGUUGUUGCUGCCACAGAAUUGACAAAAAGGGCUGAAUUGUAUUAUUUUUAUUCAAAAUGUGGCACUGAUUUAUUUUUUUCCUUAUGUGUGGAGGAAUAGAUGGUUGAUUUUAAGUUUGAAGUGAAACGUUAAGUGCUUACAGCCCGGCUCGGCUUUAUAUUUUCCUGAAUUCUCAAUUUAAAAGCAGAUAUUAUCUCAACCACUCUUUUAUAUUUGUUACCUGAUGGGAUGUAGAUAAUCCAGUUUUGGCCCUCUUAUGAUAAAAUUAAAAGAUAAUAAUCCAUGGAAUAUUUUUGUUUCCUAAAAACAUGACCAAUAUGUUGGGCUGUUUUUAAUUUCAGAUGGAAAUGAACAGAAAAUAGAGGAACAAAAUGUAAAUAAGAGAAUAAGAUGUUAAAAAAUGUAAAUAAGUUCCUAGGUUAAGUUUAAAAAGAAUCUUCAUUCCCAUCUGGAAACUAAAUAUGGAAGCCCAUCUCUGCCAGAAAAUUGAAACAAAAGAUUAAAAGUUAGAUACGAUUUAAAAAUACUCCAUAAAAAGUCAGAAUUAUGAGUUUCUAGGUUCAAAAUUAUGACUUGGUAGCUCACUAAUUUGGACCUUUUUUAAAUCUCAUAAUUGUGACUUCUAAAGUCAAAAUUCUCUGUUAAAAUCUCAUUAUUUUGACAUUCCAGUAUUUUUUAUUUGAUUUAUAAUAUUUUUGACUGACACUCAUAAUUAUGACUUAAAGUUUAACUUAAAAUUCCAAGUCUCAAAAUUGCAAUUUAGCAUUAAAUCUUUUUUGAUUUGAUCUUGAAAUCUAAUUUUGAAUAAAAUCCUAAUUUUAAUGACUUGCUAUGAGUAUAUUUAUUUAUCUUUUUUUCCUUCGUAUUUUUCACUUAGCAAAUCUCAUAAGUUUGACUCUGUAUCUCUUAAAAUUAAUUGAUCUCAGAAUGUUUUAGUAAACGGUCAAAAUUUUCAGUUACUAUCUCAUAAUUUGACCUUUGAAAAAUAAUUGUGACACAAAAUUCAAUAUUUUACUGUCUCAUACUGUUGACUUUCAUUUAUAUUUUUAGGAUCUCAAAAUGUUGACUUGUCAGAAUUGAGACGUAAGUCAAAUAUUAUGAUUUUUUUUAAUGUACUAAAUCUCUCAUAAAUUUGACUUAAUUAGAUUAAUUUUAAUUUCAGUGCGGAGAAGCACAACGGACUACCUAACAUUUAAUCUAUUUGUUUUUUCCUUUCUUGGCAGUAAUGAGCUUCCAGAGUAAUACAUAAACUCGUUUAUAGGAAUAAUUCAUGUACAGCUCAUGUAAAAAAACAACAAUGUGCUUGUGUACAGAAGCAGCUCAAUGAAUUUUACAUUGACGCAUUUGUGACAAUUCAGGAUGAUCGACUUAAUUGAUUAUGCAACGCUUUACUGUGAGCAAUACUGUGAAGGAGCUGUCAAACAGUAUCAAACCCAAUCAGUGUAAGAUGAUGAGAAGUGUAAACAUUGUGUCUGACUAUUUUUGCUGAUGUAAAAACACAAAUUCACAUUUAAACCAAGACUCUGUACAGAUAUUUCAGAUGUUCUUUAACACUUUGGAUCUUGUGUCGACCCACAUUGUUCUGUUUGACUGUACAUCUAUCUCAGUUACUGUUUCCACUGUUGAAAUCAAUUUGUGAUGUUCAGUGCAUUCCUUUUAAUUUGGUUUAUCUGAUUAACAGUUUUUCUUUGGGCUUUAAAGUUCUUAUUUCCCAGAAACCUCCCAGAAAAAAGUGCCUGAAACUUGAGUGUUGGCGCUCAAUUAAAUGUGGUCAUGCAGGCAUUUAAAUAAAGCUAGUUUAAAGUCUUAAA